Messenger RNA from Angiostrongylus costaricensis, 1171 nucleotides. The record is from the annotation of a GenBank genome assembly. NCBI's taxonomy places the organism in Eukaryota, Metazoa, Nematoda, Chromadorea, Rhabditida, Metastrongylidae.
AGAUUUCCAAUUUCAUGGGUUUGCUCAAGCCGCUCAACUGCACUUCACCAAUGAAGUGGUAUUGACAUGGGCAAUGCAAAAGGAAGCGUCGCUGUUUUUCUCCAUAUUACUGGCAGCAUCCCAGAUCGGGCCCUUAUUUACAAUGAUUCUGGGUGGCGAAAUGUGCUCGUCGCCAUUAGGAUGGGAGGUUUGUCACAUACUUACACUUGCAACUUGCAAUAAAACAAUGUUUUUUAGCCCACCCGCGAUCAAGUUCGCUUCGACUGACCCGAUGCGAUCCCAGCAAAUUCAUAGGUCCCUAUCGUCCCCCAAAGCAACUUAUUACACACUUGGCUUUCUCACUCUGGUCACUACUCUGGCGUAUAGUUUCAUCUAUUCGGAUAACGUUGAGAAAAACAGUGAUUUAUCGAUUUGGACGAAUUUCAUGUUGUUCGUUGGCUACUAUGUCGGGAUGAUUACCUACCAACAAUACAGCCCGACAUUUAUUAAGCAGGUUUUAAAUUAUUCCAUCAGAGAAACCGGUUAUUUCUCGGCUAUUCCAAUGGUGUUCGCGAUUAUUAUUAAAGUGGCCAUAGGGAAAUUAAUUGAUCACGGACUUUGUUUCGGGCCAAAAUGGAGACUGGCUGGUCCGCUGGUGUUUCUGGAGUUUUUCAGCGCUCUGUCCAUAUUUCUUACAGGAUUCAUAGACGAUCGUCGAGUGGCUUUGUUUUUUAACAUGCUAUUUGCAUCUUUGCACUUUUUUGUACCAGUUAUUUGUAGCAGAACAAUACAAAUCAUUGGUGCUCAGCACGCACAUUUUGCACUGAACUUCAAUAUGUUCAUUGCCGGAUUCGUGCAGAUCCUCCUACCUGGAGGAGUACAGCUGAUGGUCCCCGAAAACACUAAAGAACAGGGCUAUCUCUUUGUACAAGCUGUUUACAAGGAGAAACGAGUUUCACCUGCUACAAUGCUAUGCGGGAAGAAAGUUCUUUUAGUGGUCUAUUUUAUUCUACUGCAUCACUGGUAUAAUAAUUUCUACUACAAUCCUGUAUGUUGUUUGCGUCAAAGUAGAAGCUGCACAUUGGACGGAACCCAAAGCGAAAGCGACGUCUUUCGAGCUGGGACAGUUUGUGGAGUUUUCUCGAAUAUCGUACAAGUGUCAUUUUUGAAAGUAACUCUCUGGUUUCAAUGA